UUAUUUGUAUGAUACACCCCGUGUCAUAUGACGUGGUCAAAAUGUCAUAAAUCUGCCGUCUAUUGAGUGUGCCAUGUCUCCUGUGUAUAUCAGUGGUUUGAAGUGUUAGCCCGGCCCGGUAACGUGAGCCGGCCCGGUAGCCCCUUGUGUUCCUUUGAUCCUGCACUUCCUUUAUGUGAACAUGGAGCAGGCAGCCAGCGUGAACGCAGAUCCGGUCGAACGCUCGGACAGUAAUGGUUUGUGUUUAUCUCUUGUCUAUAGGACGUUGCACUCAAUGGCGGAACUGGACUGGAUUCUGGCUCCUUGGAUUGUGCAACAACUUUGCAUAUGUGAUUAUGCUGAGCGCUGCCCAUGACAUCCUCAAAAAACAAGAGUCAGAAAACUCCACAGCACCUACUUCAGCCUCAUCAGCCGUGGAUUUCCAAGGUGGGAACAGCAGCAACAGUAGUCGCUAUGACUGCAGUCCUGUCUCCACUGCGGCAGUGCUGUUAGCUGACAUCCUCCCAACACUUGUCAUCAAGUUGUCUGCUCCCUUUGUGAUCCACAAACUGCCUUAUAGUAUCCGAGUAUUGAUCUGUGCCAUCAUGGCAGCAACAAGUUUCCUCGUUGUGUCCUUCUCCUCAGCUGUGUGGAUGAGCAUUCUAGGAGUGAUCUAUGCCAGUAUCAGCUCUGGUUUGGGAGAACUGUCCUUCCUUUCUCUCACUGUCUACUUCAGCAGGGAUGUACUGGCAGGUUGGGGCUCAGGUACUGGUGGUGCUGGUGUUGCUGGAGCCCUCCUAUACUCAGGCCUCACCCAAGUUGGCCUGUCUCCCCAAAUAACGCUUCGCAUCAUGCUGGUGGUCCCAUUUGCAAUGUUGAUUUGCUAUUUUUUCCUGCUGGUUCUUCCACGUUCAUUACCUCAGUGGAAAAGCAGGGAUACAGAAUAUACAGCUGUGGGCUCAGAGGAGAGACAGCAGCUGAUGGAUGGAUCAGAAGAAGAGGAGCAGGAGAAAUCAACCCCAGAGGACAGGACCACCAGCACACUCAACUUAACAGAGAAACUUCAUGUCAUCAAAGGCUUGCUGAAGUUUGUGUUUCCUCUGGGAUUGGUAUACUUUGCCGAGUACUUCAUCAACCAGGGCUUGAUGGAACUACUGUAUUUCCCCGAAGUUUUCCUGUCCCAUGCAGAGCAGUAUCGCUGGUACCAGACACUGUACCAAGUUGGUGUGUUGGUGUCUCGAUCCUCCCUGUGCUGUGUGAAGAUCAGGAAACUGUGGGCUCUCUCUUUGCUGCAGGUGUUGAAUGCAGUUCUGCUCCUUUGCGCUGUGCGUUACCAGUUCCUGCCCAGUGUCUGGCUGGUGUUCGUUGUAAUUCUCUAUGAGGGUCUGCUGGGUGGAGCGGCGUAUGUCAACACCUUCUACUUCAUCAGCAAGGAGACUGAAGACAGACAGAGGGAGUUUGCCAUGGCUGCUGCAAGUGUAGGAGACAGUCUGGGCAUAGCUCUGGCUGGACUCACUGCUCUCCCUGUCCACAGAUACUUCUGCUCCCUAUGAGCCAGCCCACACACCAACCAGCAGAAUGAAGAAGCAGGACUUAACAGUGUCCCUUUUGAAGGAUUCCUUUUAACCAAAAUGAGUUAGGGACAUUUUUUAGUUCUACACAAAAAUAUUGAUUCCACAUACUGUAUUUAAUGCCUAUUCCUAAUCACAAAAAGUUAGCCAUCAAGAUGGAGGCUGGACUUGUUAACUAACCUGUCCUUUUCUCAGGGCCAAGCUGUGAGUAGCAGUGAUGAGAGCCAGUUAUCUCAUGACACAAAUAGUUUUCAAGAGGACGGCAGGGUAGACACUGUCUUAAAGUAAGGGGAAAAUCUAACAUCUUUUAUAUGGAUCAGUGUUUAAAGUAAAUGUAGUCCACUGAAGCAAUAAAUCCUCAGUAUAGACAAUAUAGACAGAGAGCGGAGUUUGCAGCUGUGCGAUCAGUUAUUUUUCCUCCUUCCCAGGGUCAUCAUUUGAUGGAGAAUGUGAUCCGUGAUAAUGUCACCUACACCGAGCCUGCUACCUGCCAUAGAUGUGGUGUUUGGUAUGAGGAGGCAGUAAUGUACUCCAUACUGCUUUGGUGGAUAAAUAGAUCCGUCCUUUAUUAAUUACUAAAAUUUGGUUUGUGUGAUAUAUAUUUAUAACUAAAUUGUCUUUGGGAACAUAUCUUUCAUGUCACACAAUAUUGGGCUAUUUAACAUGCUGAUGAAAUUAUUCAUUCAUUUGGCAUAUUUCCCACUGAAAAUGUUGGCUGAGGCCGUGGCUGCCGUGCAAAAAGAUAUGGCUGGCAGCAAGAACUCUACGGAACCUGAGCUGUAGAGAGCAAACACCAACUGGCAGUGCCUUUGCUUAAAUCACCCUCCGAUGCCUACAGAAACUGAAUAUUUCAGCGUGGCAGUUUUAGUUGGAUACUGUUACUGAGAGAACCUGUGUGCGCAGUGCAUGAAAGUUUUCCUUGCAUGCAUAAGGUGUGCUGGAGACCUCCAUCAGGAUUCUAAAAAAAAUAACUGGAAAAGACAACCAGACAAGGAGCAGGGCUUAGAGGACAGAUGACCACUGAGUGCGUGUUUUUGUUACUUAACGGUAUUUUGCUAUUUUGUUUAGUUGCCUCUUAGUGAAAAGCUAAAUUAUAAAAGAUAAACAAAGGGAGUGAGGCUGCACUGCCACUGACAGUAUGGAAAAUAAUGAAAGUAGUAGUAGUAGUAGUAGCAGUAGCAGUGCACUAACAUUAGUGGUUCAUAUCAAUGCUUGUCCUGUAGCUGCUUCACAAGAAAAUGAUUUCUCUGGUUUAGUCCUACAAGCAUAUGAAGCAGCAAAACAGGGCAGGAAAUGUUCACUUUAUGUCUACAGCAGUUGUAACUGACGAAAUGCAGUAUGAACGACACUUAUCUCAGAGCAACAAAGCAUAUCACAUAAUUAGUUAAUAUUUUAAUUGCAUUUACAGAUUAUUUUUAAAGUGCUUCUGAAUGAAGCAUCUUAUUUUCAAAGAUAGCAUCUGCUGUAUCUUUGUCAUAUCAUAUAGUUUGAGGAGCUUCCUGUUAGUGGACAGAAGGUGGUGAGUCUGAACUAACCAAAAAGUGACACUAGAGUUGAGCAUUAGGUAACUGUAAUUUUACUGAUCUCAUUUACUAUUAUUCGUGACAAUAAAGUGUCAAUCUCUUACUGCCCUUUACAGCUGGCAUUGUACUCAAUAACCUAUUGCAACUUUAAAACCAAAAAUGGUAUAAUAAAAUGAUUGGUAAUAAACAACACAAAACAAGCACAAAAAA
Epinephelus lanceolatus (giant grouper) is the source of this 3283-nucleotide messenger RNA. NCBI's taxonomy places the organism in Eukaryota, Metazoa, Chordata, Actinopteri, Perciformes, Serranidae. The record is from RefSeq and is a predicted model, not a curated record.